Messenger RNA from Parastagonospora nodorum SN15, 1542 nucleotides. RefSeq lists its product as hypothetical. The transcript has a single exon. The record is from RefSeq and is a predicted model, not a curated record. The coding region runs from base 1 to 1542 and encodes 513 amino acids. Gene Ontology annotation, molecular function: acyltransferase activity, transferring groups other than amino-acyl groups. Gene Ontology annotation, biological process: secondary metabolite biosynthetic process. Lineage: Eukaryota; Fungi; Ascomycota; Dothideomycetes; Pleosporales; Phaeosphaeriaceae.
AUGAGGGUGAAGACGACCAAAGUGCACCGUGUGCAUGCAGAAGCGCGACCAUUGCUGCGACAGGAGGCCUUGAUGCCACCGCUCGAUGCUUGGUACGCCCACAGGAGAACAUUACCGACAGUUCUUCUCUACGACAGUACUCCUGAGCCAUUACCCGACUUUACUACGCAUCUCAUCGAAUCCCUUUCAAGGACCCUUAAUUAUUUCCUACAGUAUGCUGGCGAUAUCGACUUUUGUACCAUCGGGGUCGGGGAAGGAAGGCCAUUGCGAAGGACCAGGAUAUUCUGGGGCGGCCCAGAGGAACAGGGAGCAACAUUCAUCGAAGCCAGCACCAAAGCACGUAUACAAUCACUCCUACCUCGCACCACAUCGGAACAAACAAGCUUUAUUUGGGAUCGUUCUGCCGCAUCAGCACGACCACUGUUCGUGAACGAACAUCCCCUUGCGCCUCUUCGAGGCCGUUCGGCGGGUGUACGGGCUCAGAUGACUAGUUUCAGUUGUGGGGGAUUUAGUUUGGCCCUUGAUAUGGACCAUGGCCUUGGUGAUGGCAGUAAUCUUGGCCUCUUUCUGCAGUACUGGGCAGCUGUUUACAACUCUAUGUUCCAUCGCGAUGUUAGACAGAGCCUGGAAAGCCUGCCUGACGUGCUCUUCGAACCCCAAACGCUCGAAAAUCGUGUGGCAUCCAUCCAGUUUGACGAGCAAAAGCUACAGCUAGCCCGACAGCUUCCCACUGUCGCACCAUUUCUUCCGGAUCUGAAAUCUGAUACCGACUUGAACCCGGCGACAGCACAACCUCAGCCUGACAUCCCACAACCUGUACCUACAUUUGAUGGCGUCUCUGGCCUCUUGAGAUUGAGUGCCCAAGAUUGCGAAGAUAUUAUACGCAACAUCCAGAUUCGAGCUACCAGCCCUGUUGUUGACCUAAUGGCAUUGAUCAGCUUCGUAUGGGCAGCUAUCAACCGAGCACGUCAGAGUACUGGAACCCCAGCUGCAGCCCUAUACAUGCCUAUGAGUCUUCGAUCAAUGUUACGACUUCCGCCAGGGCUGCUUGGCUCUCCGUUGAUGUCCAUGGGAGUUGAAUUGCCUGGGGAGGAGUUUACUAGCACUGCCUACUUCGACGCCGCUACACUAGCAGUCCAGACAACGAAGACCGUGGCCCAGUAUACAGAAGAAAACUUUCUCAUACUCACCAAAGAGGUUAUUCAGUGCAACAGCCCCUCAAAAUUUUCUCGUGGUCGCCCUAGCUCACAUGGCCGCAUCGGUGUUUCGAGCGUAGUGCGAUUUGGGCUAAACGAGGUCUCAUUUGGAUCACUCAAGCCUAUCUUCAUCUGUCCUUUGGUCCCUGUUCCUUACAUGUUCAUUGUCAAGGAAGCUAUUUCAGCGCAGGGCCGAGCGUCUGAUGCUAGCAACAGGAGUGCCAGUGGUAGUAUGAAGUGGUAUGAGAAUGGAGCAGACAUAUUUUUUACUCUGCCUCAUGAUGUAUAUGAGGCUUUCAUUUCAGUCCCAGCAAUAGCUAGAUUUGCCACCCUGUACGAUGAGUAG